UUUCAACAACAUCUCCUGACGCAAAAACCAUGGUGGUCACAAGCUCGGUUCUAUCAUCCACAACAAAUACAAAUAGACAAAAUUUGUAUAUUGGAAUUGGAACCUUGCUGCUGAUACUAACGGCAAGCCUCGAAAUACAGUAAACCGAUAAUGACUUUUUCGUGCAUACUCCUGUAUUUACUGCUGAAUUGGAUAUGUUUCGCUGAUGCUAAAAUUUCGAAAUCGAAUGUUAUUUUGGAAGACAAUAAAUAUAACGAAAUAGUAAUCGCCAUCAAUCCACACGUACCUGAAAGCAACGAUCUUAUAGACAGCAUCAAAGAAUCAUGGAGAGAGGCGUCAAAUAUUCUGUUUACCGCCACAAAACAACGAGCUUACAUUGGUGAAGUAACUAUUCUUGUACCAAGCAACUGGAUCAAUUAUAAAACAACAGCAACAGUGUCCGACGGCGAAACAUAUGACAAAGCUGAUGUUAUCAUUGCCAAACCAAAUCCAAGCUACGGAGACGCCCCUUAUACUCUUCAAUAUGGAGGAUGUGGAUCACCCGGCUCUUAUAUUCAUUUUACACCAAAUUAUUUUCUGGACGAACAUAUGGUAACGAACUUUGGAAAGAGAGGCAAAGCAAUUGUUCACGAAUGGGCACAUUAUAGAUGGGGAGUUUUUGAUGAAACAUCGGAGGUUAACCCUUUUUACGAUGAUGUUGAUGGAAAUUCUUUAUCUGACGAUAACACAGGCCAAAAGCUAAAUUCAGCCACGCAGUGUCCAAAAGAUUUCAGGGUAUGUUGUGUUGAAAGCACAGACGAAGAAUGUAGAUUGGGUAGAUCCAGUUGUCAAAUUGAAAAUGGGCUUUAUACAGAGGACUGUAUUUGCUAUCCAGGAAAUUCAGAUGUAGUAUACAAUACAUCCUUGAUGUCUUACCAAUAUCACGAAGAGAUUGUUGAAUUUUGUGAUGAAACUAAUCAUAAUAUGAACGCGCCAAACCAGCAGAACCGGUUAUGCGGCCUAAGAAGUGUGUGGGAUGUUAUUGAAGAGUCCGUUGAUUUUCAAGGAAAUAAAAAUCCACCUACUGAAGCUUCCAACAAAGUUGAUCCAAUUUUUAGUGUGAAAAUCGCGCAAGCCUCCCAGCGAUUUGUUCUCGUACUCGACGUUUCGGGAAGCAUGGCUGAAAUUGAUGGAACAUCGGGGGAGACUCGUUUUGAUCAAAUGCAGAAAGCGGCCAAUUAUUUCAUAGUCAACUCAGCUCCUCCCGGAUCCUACGUUGGCAUUAUAGAGUUUGACAGAUCAGCAAGGAACAACAGUGGAUUAGUUAAAGUAGAAACAUUGAAUAGCCGAGAAAAUUUAGCGAGGAAACUCCCUAAAAAUGUUGGAGAAAGCUGCAGUGUUUGCACUUGCAUCGGAUGUGGGUUGAAAAUGGGAAUUCAGAUGCUGGAAGCGGGUGGCGCUAAUGCUGCUGCUGGGCAGUUGCUUGUCAUGACCGACGGUUUGGAAACUUCGGGAUCAACUAUAUUAAUAGCAGAUGUCGCGGAUGACAUUAAAUCAAAGAAAAUCGUAAUUCAAACAUUAUUUGUGUACAUCUCUGAGAACCAAGAACUUGCAGAUCUUUCUAUCGAAAGUGGGGGAAGUUGGUUUUUUGCUGGCGAGGACAAUCUUCUGGCAUUGCUGGACGCUUAUGACCAAAUGGCUGAAGUUACUGAUGGGGACGACACUAAGAAAACCUUCCAGAUUCUCAGUGAGUCUUACAGAUUAGAAAGCAGUGAGAGCAGUUUUAUAAACAAUAUUAUAAUAGAUGAAACUAUUGGCAGAAACACUGUUUUCACAUAUACAUGGUCGUACGGCGAUAUUGCUCCAAGCGUUUUGCUGACUCCACCCUAUGGAAAUUGCUUUUACACCAACGAUAAAUCUAUGACGGCGAAUCCUUGUCCAGAUGUACAUUCUAUCAACGUGGAUUAUAAAACGUUAAGAUUUGGACUCGACAACACAGCGUAUGGAACGUGGGCAAGUUAUGUACAAAAGCCAGAUAGCAAUUCCCAGACGAUAACAGUUGUCGUGACAUCAAUGGCUGCAAGCGAUGAAGUAGAACCGAUCAUUGUUGAGUCAAUUUUGAGCUUUGAACGAGGCCAACCGCUUGUUUAUGCAAAGGUUUCGCAAGGUUUGAAUCCGGUACUAGGAGCAACAGUAAUAGCAACUGUUGUGAAGCCUGACGGUGAAAAUAGCUCCCCCAUUCAACUUUGGGAUCGUGGUGCAGAGCCGGAUGUGCGUAUAAAUGAUGGAAUAUAUUCAAGGUUCUUGACGGGAUUUUCGGACACGGGGAAAUAUUCAGUUAAGGUAAAGGUACAAUCCGAUUUUCUGGGAUACGACACUUCUAGUGUGGUAAGACUCUCUACAGCAGCCUAUAAUCCAGGAUACGUAAAUGAAAACGGAACGAUUAUUCCAAAUCCUGAUGGACCAACAUUGCUGCCAAAAAAUACAACGUUUGGUAUAUCAGCGGAAUCAUUGGGAAAUUUUACUCGUCAGAUUUCAUCUGGAUCUUUUGAUUACGUUCCGCCUUCUGGUGGAGGGUCACACGCUGACGUAUUGGCUCCCAGUAAAGUGAUGGAUUUGAAAGCAACUCAGAAAAAUUUCACUGAUUACACACAAGGUGUUGUGCUCGUUUUCACAUCGCCAGGGGACGAUUUUGACAGCGGAAAAGCUUCAGAAUAUGAUAUUCGUUACACUAUGAGGGAUGUCAACGAGCUUCUGACUAAUUAUGAAACUUGCCCAAAAAUUGACGAUGCUAGCGUCCUUGAAGGAAACCUUUCUAAUCCCUCAGAAGCGGGAAGUACCCAAACCAUUGUAGUUCAAACACCAAAUGUUACGAAUGAAAACGUAACGACUAUAAGCUUCGGUUAUGCAGUGAAAGCUAUUGAUGAAUCUGGCAACGUUGGAGAAAUAUCAAAUAUAGCAAUUUCAAACUAUUAUUUUGAACCACCUGUUUUUGCUGUUCCAACAACCACAUCGAGUCCUUCUACAGCAGCUUACCUGAGUACGUCAGCUAAUUUAACCGACGAUACAAUCACGAGCAGCAUUUCAACAACAUCUCCUGACGCAAAAACCGUGGUGGUCACAAGCUCGGUUCUGUCAUCCACAACAAAUACAAGUAAACAAAAUUUGUAUAUUGGAAUUGGAACCUUGCUGCUGAUACUAACUGCAAGUCUCGCAUCUGCAGUGAUGCAAAAUUAGAUGAUGAAGUAAAAUGCAAGAGAAGUCUGUUCGCAAGAACCCAUAUUCAGACGGUUAUAUACUUUGAACAAAUUAGAAUGCACAUAUAUAACUUUUACAAUUUAUAGAUAUAUAUAAUUUAUGAAAUGCAUUUAUUGUCAAUUUGUUAAUGAUUUCUCUCUAUAAAAUUUCCAAUAUAA
Styela clava is the source of this 3395-nucleotide messenger RNA. RefSeq names its product calcium-activated chloride channel regulator 1-like. NCBI's taxonomy places the organism in Eukaryota, Metazoa, Chordata, Ascidiacea, Stolidobranchia, Styelidae. The record is from RefSeq and is a predicted model, not a curated record.